This is a messenger RNA of Rhagoletis pomonella (apple maggot), 1101 nucleotides long. RefSeq lists its product as uncharacterized. NCBI's taxonomy places the organism in Eukaryota, Metazoa, Arthropoda, Insecta, Diptera, Tephritidae. The record is from RefSeq and is a predicted model, not a curated record. The transcript has 7 exons. Bases 1 to 1002 code for a protein of 333 amino acids.
AUGAAGGACCCGUCGUCAAAGCUUGCUAGAAUACGCUUAGAACUGUCAGAAUACGACUUUACAAUUGAAUAUAUAAAAGGAAAAUCGAAUGUAGGAGCGGACACAUUGUCACGGAUUACAAUAGGCGAACUAAAAGACUCAACCAAACAAACCAAACCAAACAAAAUCUUUUUUGUUGCAAAAUUCCUUCAGGGGUAUGGUAGCGUGUCGACGUGCGAUACAGCGUCCGCCAAUUCUGGUUUUGUUGACUUUGUGCAGCAGUGGCGACAGCGGAUCAACAAUGGCAUCGAAUCUCCUUCAUGCUCACAAACAUCCAGUUCAUCUUCACAUGACUUCGAUUUGCAGCAAGUGUUCAGUGCCCAUCCAACUGGCGAGUAUUUUCUGCGACUGGACAAACUAGAUGACGCUGGGAGGAAGAUCUUAAUUGAUGCCACUGUGUCGUGGUUUAUUAAAAGAAAAAUCAAAAUAUGCCGAAAUACAUUCCAAUCUAUUGCGCAAGAUAUUGCAAACAGGUUUAAAGAUGACAAGUCGAUUUACUACCACAAAGAUCCUAUUACCUUGAGACCAGCAGGCCGCUUGUACGAUAAAUAUUACAACACAUUGAAGAGAUUGAGGAAAUCCGGUGAAUUAGUGGACCCAGAAAGUUCAACUCCUGAGGCAUCACCGACAGAAGAAUAUACAUUUACUUUCGAGGAUGAAAAAUCUGCCUAUGACUGGCUCAAACUUUUUGAUUCGCCGUGGAGCACAGUUGAAGCAAAUUGGAAAAAAACCUUCAAAAUCAGACGACAAGAAAUUUUGAACUCAAGUGGUAGCACAUCAGCGAAAACUUUACGGGCCUGGAAACUUUUUUCCCAUUCAUGUGGAUACAAUCUGAUUGAUAUUGACUUCAAUGCUCUACAUCAGAAUUGCUCACAGCUAACAGAGAAAUGGCAAUGUUUUAGAACAAAAAUUAUACCAAUUUUGAAUAAGAGGGUAAAGAUAUUCAAAAUCUUCAGCACUUGAAAAAAGUUAAUGAGAUUGAUAAAGGUUCAGAUCAACUUAUAGCAUUGUUACUGCACGUUGUACUACGACCUAAUAUAAAGCGGAAGGCAGGUGACAAAA